UUUCUCAUUAUUUCCCAACACACAAACUAUUCUACUAGUGUUUUCCUUUCACAAUUCUCUCCAAAAAUAAUAAUAAUAAUGGCUCUAAAGAAAGCAACUCAAACAGCAGCUCUUAAACAAAUCCUCAAAAAAUGUUCUAGCUUUGGAAAAAAUGAAAAUGGGCUACCAAAUGAUGUCCCAAAAGGACAUUUUGUUGUAUAUGUUGGAGAAAAUAGGAGAAGAUAUAUAAUUCCAAUUUCUUGGUUGACACAUCCUGGAUUUCAAAGUUUGCUUCAAAGGGCUGAAGAAGAAUUUGGGUUUAAUCAUGAUAUGGGAAUUACUAUUCCUUGUCAUGAACAUGAUUUCUCUUCUCUAAUUUCAAAUUUUGAUCGGAUGCACUAAAAUCUCGCUAUGUGAUGACCACGGAGUUCGAGAAGGAUUAAUUGUGAAUACUAAACUCUUUUGGUGUGGUUAGAGUUAAAAUUUUGUAUAUUGAUUUUCACGUACUCUAUUGUUUUGGUCAGUGGUGAUGAAUGUUUACACCCGUCGAAAAUUCUUGUUUAUGAGAA
Molecule: messenger RNA, 548 nt
Organism: Solanum dulcamara
Lineage: Eukaryota; Viridiplantae; Streptophyta; Magnoliopsida; Solanales; Solanaceae
Product: auxin-responsive protein SAUR50-like
Exons: 1
Coding region: 79-381 (100 amino acids)
Biological process (GO): response to auxin
Source: RefSeq, a predicted model, not a curated record